AUGGGUGGUAUUGUAUUCCGUAUUGCUGAUACGGCGAAAAAGGUCAAUGCAAUUAAGGAUGCAGAGUUAAGACUUUGUUGUUAUAUUGCUGAACAAAACUUGCCUAUGCUUUUAAUGGAUACCCUUCCUUUAUUAAAUAAAGAACUGUACCCUGAUUCAAAUAUUGCCAAAAAUAUAAAUAUGAAACGGUUAAAAGCUAUAAAGCUAAUUACUGGCGUAUUGGGACCAGCUUUUAAGACUGAAAUUAUUAAUGAUCUAAAAAAUGUCAAAUUUUCUAUAAUUAUUGAUGAGACAACAGAUUUAAGUGUUAAAAAGUCAUUAGUAAUUGUAACCAGAUAUUGGAGGCAGGGACAAAUCCAAGACCGGUUUUUGGAUUUGGUUGAGGUCGAAGAAGCGACUAGUGAAGCUCUAUUCAACAUAAUAAAAAACAUUUUAGUGGAAAAUGGAAUCCCAUUUGACAAUGUCAUUGGUUUUGCUUCUGACAACGCCAGUACCAUGAUGGGAGUUGUAAAAGGUGUCCAGGCUCGAUUUAAGGAAAUUUUGUCUCACAUUUAUGUGCAAGGUUGCACUUGCCAUUCCCUUCAUCUCUGCUCUUCAGCUGCAGCAAAAAAACUGCCAAACAAUGUCGAGCAGUUUACAAGGGAUAUUUAUGCAUACUUUGCCCAUAGCAGCAAGAGGAUUUCUGAGCUAAAGGAAUGUCAGAUUUUUGCUAAUGAAAAGUCACAUAAGAUGUUACAUCCUAGUCAGACAAUGUGGAAUGUAGUUUUUAAUUUUUAACUUUCUUUUCAGAAUGUUGUAGACAGAAUUUUGGAGCAUUGGAAUUCUUUAAUCUUAUUUUUUCAAAGAGCAGCUUUAGAGGAUAAUCUUCCCAGUGCAAGGUCCAUUUUAAAUGCUCUGCAAAAUAUAGAGUACAAAUUAUAUCUACUGUUUUUGGCUUAUGUUUUAGAAUUAAUUAACAAGAAAGUGUAA
Molecule: messenger RNA, 969 nt
Organism: Anthonomus grandis grandis
Lineage: Eukaryota; Metazoa; Arthropoda; Insecta; Coleoptera; Curculionidae
Product: zinc finger protein 862-like
Source: RefSeq, a predicted model, not a curated record